Cuculus canorus (common cuckoo) is the source of this 6759-nucleotide messenger RNA. It is a transcript of the gene PELO, whose product is annotated as pelota mRNA surveillance and ribosome rescue factor. Lineage: Eukaryota; Metazoa; Chordata; Aves; Cuculiformes; Cuculidae. The record is from RefSeq and is a predicted model, not a curated record. The transcript is spliced from 2 exons. Gene Ontology annotation, biological process: nuclear-transcribed mRNA catabolic process, no-go decay; RNA surveillance; ribosome disassembly. The coding region runs from base 721 to 1878 and encodes 385 amino acids. Gene Ontology annotation, cellular component: cytoplasm.
AACCAUUCUGUGAUUCUGUGAUCUGUUGUUCAAUCUAUAACCACAACCUGCCACAACUACAACAAAUCUGUUGCCUUUUUUUCUUUUUGAUUUAUUAGCAAAGAAACAUAGAUCAGAUCAGCCUGAUCUGGAGGAGAAUCCUUUUUUUACUUUUAAAUCCUGCUGAGUUAAAGCUGUCUUUUCCUAACGCAGACUGUAAAACCUUCAUUAAUAACCGAUUCGGCUCUCUUCAAAGCCAACACAGCAGUACGCAGACGAGUUCCAUUUUUGCAGACACCACGGAAAGGGAUUCCAAAGCUCUACGCUAAAAACUACAUUUGUUUGGUGGGUUUGGUUGGUGGUGGUUGUUGUGUUUUUCCUCCUCUCACACACGAGGGGCCAGAGGUGAGGGCACGCUCAGCCCGGUGCCGCCUCACAGCCCCCGUGGCAUCCCUGCCCGACCGCGGCACUCGCGCCCGGGAGUGACCCGCUCUGCGCAUGCGCGUCGGGCUCGGCGUGUGGUGAAGGAAGGGAGUUGCGAGCUCCGCCGGCGCCCUCAAAGGCGCAUCGCGCGCAUGCGCCUUGCGGGCGGCGCGGAGCCGCGCGCGCGCGCGGGAAGGGGCGGGGCGCUGGGCCCAGGAGCCGCUGCGCUGCGCCGCGCCGCGCCGGAGCCUCUUACCGGGGCGCCGAGGCCGUUCGCGCGUCCUCCCGCCGUGGGGCCUGGCUGGAGGAGUCGCCGCCAUGAAGCUGGUGAGGAAGGACCUGGAGAAGGACAACGCGGGGCAGGUGACGCUGAUCCCCGAGGAGCCCGAGGACAUGUGGCACACGUACAACUUGCUGCAGGUGGGCGACAGCCUGCGCGCCUCCACCAUCCGCAAGGUGCAGACAGAGUCGGCCACGGGCAGCGUGGGCAGCAGCCGCAUCCGCACCACCCUCACCCUCUGCGUGGAGGCCAUCGACUUCGACUCGCAGGCCUGUCAGCUGCGGGUGAAGGGCACCAACAUCCAGGAGAACGAGUACGUCAAGAUGGGCGCCUACCACACCAUCGAGCUGGAGCCCAACCGGCAGUUCACGCUGGCCAAGAAGCAGUGGGACAGCGUGGUGCUGGAGCGCAUCGAGCAGGCCUGCGACCCCGCCUGGAGCGCCGAUGUGGCGGCCGUGGUGAUGCAGGAAGGCUUGGCUCACGUCUGUCUGGUCACUCCGAGCAUGACGCUUACCCGCGCCAAGGUGGAGGUGAACAUCCCUCGCAAGCGGAAAGGGAACUGUAGUCAGCACGACCGGGCCCUGGAGAGGUUUUAUGAGCAGGUGGUGCAAGCCAUCCAACGGCACAUCAACUUUGAGGUGGUGAAGUGUGUGCUGGUGGCUAGCCCGGGCUUCGUGCGGGAGCAGUUUUGUGACUACAUGUUCCAGCAGGCAGUCAAAACUGACAACAAGCUUCUGCUGGAGAACAGGUCCAAGUUCCUACAGGUCCACUCUUCUUCGGGACAUAAAUAUGCAUUGAAGGAAGCCCUUUGCGACCCAGCUGUAGCUAGCCGUCUCUCUGACACUAAAGCGGCUGGUGAGGUCAAAGCUUUAGAUGACUUCUAUAAAAUGCUGCAGCAUGAACCUGACCGGGCUUUUUAUGGUCUGAAACAUGUGGAGAAAGCCAAUGAAGCCAUGGCCAUCGAUACCUUGCUGAUCAGUGAUGAGCUUUUCCGGCACCAGGAUGUGGCUACACGUGCCCGAUAUGUUAAAUUGGUAGAUAGUGUACGAGAGAACAUGGGCACAGUACGCAUUUUCUCCAGCCUUCAUGUGUCUGGAGAGCAGCUUGGCCAGCUGACAGGGGUGGCAGCCAUCCUGCGUUUUCCUGUUGCGGAGCUCUCUGACCAGGAGGAUGAAUCUAGCUCUGAAGAGGAUUGAUAACAGUGACUUCAUUCCACAGUUUCUUUUCCAAGUCAUGUUGAAAUGUCAUUAAAGGCCCUCCCUUCCUAAACACUGUGUGCAGACGUGCCAUGAAUGUAAUUUCAGGUUUUUGUAGUAUUUCUUACACUAUAUAGCUCUGCUCAGCAUGAUAAUGGAUGUCUGGUUGAUGGUAAUGAUUAUUGGUAUACUGUGCAUUGGAGCUGACAGUUCUUGCAAGUUACACCCUGGACCUCCAGCAAUACAAGAAACUACUUUGACUCCCCAAAGCUGCUCAUUCUGCGUGUUUAGGCAGACUGGCAGCUUAGUGUUUUGGAAUGUGUAUGAAAAGAUAAUAAACCAAGAGGGAGAAACCUAAGUCAGAAUCAUAGAAUGAUCUGGGUCAGAAGGGACCUUAAAGAUCGUGUAGUUCUAGGUGUCUAGACAGGGACACCUUCCACUAGAUCAGGUUGCUCAAAGUCUCAUCCAUCAUAGUCUUGAACACCUCUAGGGAUGGGGCAUCCAUGACUUCUGUGGGCAGCCUGUUCCAGUGCCUCACCACGGUCACAGUAAAAAAAGAAAAAAUUCUCCUUAAUAUCAAAUCUAAAUCUCCCCUCUUUCACCUUAAGACCAUUAUGUGUAUUCCUGUGACUGCACUCCCUGAUAAAGAGCCCUUUCUCCCUUUCCUGUAGGCCCCUAUUUCUGUUCAAAUGCUUGAAAACAGUAUGCAAAACCAAAUGUAAACAUCUUCCAGCAAGACCUAUCAAAAUUGCUUAAUCAUCUUGGGAACUCACUGUUUUUCCUAAGAUGUGGUGAAGGAGUGGGAUCAACAGCAUCUACUAGGGAAUGUUUUGGUGUUACAACUCUAACCACUUAUAUAUUUCUGUGAAAUGCUUGAAGCAAUCUUUCAGAAACCAAAGCCUUUGAAUGAACUAUUUCCUCCCUAGUAGAUGCAAGACUACUACAAGAUGUGAAGCUUAGUGCACCCAUUUCAGUUAUUUUUUGAAUGCUGUUAUCUUGAGAGAUUGUUCUGGAGGCUAAGUGAUUAUGAAGCAUCUUAUCAUUGAAUGUGUCCUGAUAAAUUGGCAUUGGGAUUAUUUAGCAGCCAGUUCUGAGAAGGUACAUGAACAGGUUUACUAAAUCAGGACCCUAGUUUCCAUUAGGAAUCUUUUAACCACAAAUAGUUUAACUAAAAUAACAAUUUGGUAUUUGUCUGUGUUUGCUUCUUUAAAAACAUGCAUAAACCUUACAGAAGUCAGGAUUACGAAUUUCUGAAUCAAACUUCAGCUGAAGGUAACAGCAACUGUAAAACUGUGUGACCUGCCUAAAGUAUUGAGAAGUGCUAUGAGUUUUGGUUUGUCAGUGGACAAUAAAUCUUAACUGAGGAAGCAGAAACUGCUUUCAGAGUCUCGACGUUUGUGAGCGGAUUGUUCAAUUUAAACCAAUAUUUCAUGGUGUAGGGUGUGUGUAAAUAAGCAUUCCUUUUUCAAAUGUGGCGGGAGGGGAAGACAGGGAAGACGCCUUUCGUAUAAGAAAACUGUGAAAGACUUAUGAAAUACAGAAAGGGUCCUAACAGUGGAAGGUAAACAUUAAAAACACCAGAACUUCUAGUGUGUGUAGAAUAAUCAUAGCAAAAGCAUUGUUAAUGGUACUCUCACGUUGAUGUGUGCCAGGGCCAUGAAUUUGAUCUUGCCUGUCGCUGGCUGAAACAUCAACCUAAAUGCUUUGAUAGAGAAGUACUUUGGGGUUAAAAACCAUCUUCCCUUUAGCUGUCAUCCACACAGGUGAAAUAAUGUAAAAACAGAACUCGCUUUAGAGCUGUACUUUAUUAAUACUUUUAUUCUUCUCUUACUGAAGACAAGCAAGCCCAUUAAGACAGUUCUUUAGAGUCAGCUUGCACAAAUAAAUAUGUUAUUUGAGCUUUACCUUUUUGUCUUGCACAACGUUGGGUGCUAUAAGUUACAGAAUAGUCAGGUAGCCUUCCUUCAGCAGUUAGGACUGGUUACAUUAAAAUUUCUUUUUUUUCCCUUUUAAAAAUCAGGCCAAGCUGAUUAUACCUUUUGUCAGCUAGAAAGCACCCCAUUCUCUGCUAUAUAUGGAGUUAAAUGUAAAGAACAUGUGAAAGAGGUAGGAGAAUCUGACCUUCAGGAAUUACUACUUACUGCAGCAAAUUAUAGCUUUAAACAGGGUCAUAAUGUCUAAACAAAGUCAUUAGAUUCUUGAAGAUAAGCUGUUAUAUUAGUAUUUGCCUUAUAAAAACUGCCAAUUUUUUUUGAUUGUUCAAAAACUAUAUUCAAAAUUUUAAUACGCUGGGAAAUUCUUAGUGUAAUUCUCAGCAAACUGAGAAACAAAUCAAACUGUUCCUUCUUUAUGGAAUGGUUUGCUAUUUUACUAGACCAAAUUGAUUCAAUUUAUUCCAUUUUAGACAAAUUAUCCACACAUUUUGCUGUGUAAUCUUUGUAAGAAGAUUAAAAUGGCAAUUCUGCAAAUCUGUGUUUUCUGUUUGUGGUGUAUCACCAACAGAAAGAAGCAGCCGUUUAGCUGCUUAUUUGGGUUUCUUUUAAUACAUAACAGCAAACAUCUGGUAAAAGAUGUGUUUGCUGUGGUUCUUUGAAUUAUUUAUACUUAGAAUUAAAAUUCUGCCCUGACUUUACAAUUUAUACUUUUCUUUUUUCACCUAUUGCUCUCAUUGCAUUAAGUCUCUGAAAGAAAUAUGCAUCCAGUUGUCCAAAAUAUGGAAGGGUGGGAUUUUUUUUUUUUGGUAAGCACUUUUGUAGUAAAACAAAUAUACAAUCACUAUGUAGACAAAUGCAUCCUGUUUCAGGAAACAGCUUAAGGAGCUGGUAUUGAAAGUAGUCUGUGUUCAGUAGUUGCAGAUGCUUGACCUGGCAAAGUUCCAGGGUUGCUUCUGCCUUUUACAUUCAAAGCAGUUUUGAGUAGUUGAAAAGUCCAUAUUGACAAAGGUCCAUGCUUAACGCAGACCUUAAUAUCUGUGUAGGUAACAUGCAGAAGAUGCAUGUUAUCUGCAGAUCAAAUGAUUAAGUGCUAGAGCCAUGGGAAGAUAUAUUUUGUCUUUUCUUUGGAACUAAACAUAUACGAACUAAACACUGUUGGUCAUAUGAAAUACUUCUUGCACAAUGAAGUAUUUAGUAAUUUUGAGUAGUCUCCAUUUAGUUUUUGAUUAUGUUCUGACACAAUUCUGUGAAUUAGUGGCGUGGUUUGUUUUCAAAAUAAAUGAAUACACAAUAUAUACACAAUAUUUCUGCUAGGCAGAAAGCUUUUAAAAGUAUGAAAUUAGCUUGAUCUUGAACGCUGCUGUGCUCUUAGCUUCAAAAAUUCACAUAAAUUGAUUAAUUUAUGUCAUAAAGUAUCUCUUGCAAAGGGUACUUUGGAGCAGGCCCCAGUUUGUUAGUUUUGUUGCCAUUGGCAUUUAAAAACAGUUAUUAUUAUAUAAAUUCCUUUGUGCUUGUGUACCAAAUAAAGUUUGGUGCAAAACGUGAGGUCACCACCAACAAGAGCCAAAUAUUCCUACUAGUUAUAAAGCAAAACAAAAGAUAAAUCUUGCAGUGCAACUGUAGAGUAUUUACAGUGUUUGACCUAGAGAAUUCCUCACCUCCUUUCCUGUCUUCGCCCUCAAGCACUAUAUGAGUGAAAUGCUGGUAAUAAAUGAUCUUUUGACCAGUCCUCGGCUACCAGUGUAACCAAGAGCCCAUAGCUCUUCAGCUUAAUUUGUGAUGUAAUUAGCAUUAUGUUUUUAAAGCCAUAUCAAUAUCUGAAGUAAUUUUCAUUUGCCACUGUUUUCUCAAAGGUUAAGUAGCCCUAAAUGUUAGGACUGUAUUAGCCUUUGAAAAUUCCUUAGUUCAGCUUUUGAGCUACUGACCUUGGUUUUCCUAUUUUUAUGAAGGCGUAUUAUAGCUACUUUCUCAAUUGACUGAGUUAUAGUUUGAGCCUCUCUAAUUUCUUCCUGGAAGUGAGAUUAUCUACCCAGAGAGUGUGUUCAAUUUCAUAACGGCAAAGUAGGGAUAAAAAGUGUAAUUGUGUGCAUGUGAUCUUUUUUAGUGAUCCAGUUCAUUCAUUUUUCUGUCAGAUUUUCCUACCUCUCUUUUUAAAGAAAACAAGCCUGUUUCAUAAAGGAAUAGAUGUCUAGUUUUGAAGAAAAAAAAAAACCAAAACGUAUUUUCAGAAUGUUUAUGCUGUUUUAUAUGAAGCCACAUCUAUGCAAUGUGUGGUCUGGUGCUUCUACAAUAUAUCUGAGAAAGCGAUUUUUAAAAUGUGAAACUGCAGUUAGUAGGUCUGCCAUUAGGAAUCCUAGUUUAUAAAUGAAAAUGGGAAUUCCUGUAAGACAAAAAAAUAACAAAAAAAUGAAGUAACAACUUUGGAAAACUACUUACUUUUGUACUUCCUACAUAUAGCAAAACUUCAAACUGGAUUUUUUUUUAUUGCUCUCUGAUAUACCAGUUGCUUCUAUCAGUUUUGGGUUUUGGUUUUUUUUUUAGAAAAAAGGUUUCUUUUGAAAUUAAGUUCUUAAAAUGUAGAGCGAGGUGCCCCUGAGGUGGUUUAGGCUGAUGACUGUUAAAGAAAAAAGAAGUUUCUUGUUCUUCGGGCUGUGCUAAUGUGGAGAAUGUUACAGAUCUGGGAAUCCUGUUCUCAGUCAUUGUUAAAUGCACAGGCCUACAACUUGUUACGAAGUAAAUGAUAAAAGGUUUGAUACUCUUAGGAUUUCUAAGUUUUGUUUUGAUUUAGCAGGUGGUGGGAACAGAAGACAGACAUGGCGUUGUGGAUGAUUUUACAGAAUCUGUUUCUCAUGCAAUGGCUGCAAUUUGAUUUUAGAGACUUGUAUUCAGAUUUCAUAUAGGAAAAUAAUAUUUUGCGAACUCAUUAUUCUGCUAAUAUAGAUUUUUU